UUGUCCCCGUGCCACCCCCUUUGGAGCGCCGGGCGCGGUGGCGGUGCCGCCAUGGCGGAGGCUGCGGUCCCAUGCCGGGUGCAGUACCUGGAAGACUCCGAUCCUUUCGGCUGUGGCAGUUUCCCGGAGCCCCGACGUGCGCCUGUUUACGCCGUGGAGGAAGCGCUGGCCCUGGGAGCGCAGCUGCCCGCGGUGCACCGGCUGCUCGGAGCGCCGCUGCCGCUGGAGGACUGCACGCUGCAGGUGUCCCCAUCCGGCCACUACCUGGACCUGGAGCUGUCCCUGCUGGAGCAGAAGGAUGACCUGGAGGCCUUCUACGAGGAGGUCAGGAAGGGCCGUCGGCCAACGCUGAUCCUGCGCACGCAGCUCUCUGUCCGUGUUCACGCCAUCAUUGAGAAGCUGUACAACUCACAGGGCCCGGAGCUGCGGCGCUCCCUCUUCUCCCUCAAACAGCUCUUCCAGGAGGACAAGGACCUGGUGCCAGAGUUUGUGAACCUGGAUGGGCUGACGUGCCUGAUCAAUGUGGGGGCAGAGGCGGACCAGAACUACCAGAACUACAUCCUCCGUGCCCUGAGCCAGAUCAUGCUCUUCAUGGAUGGGAUGCAGGGUGUCAUCAACCACAACGAGACUGUCCAGUGGCUGUACACGCUGUCAGGAAGCCCGUUUCGCUUGGUGGUGAAGAUGGCCCUGAAGCUGCUGCUGGUCUUUGUGGAGUACACAGAGCCCAAUGCCCUGCUCCUCAUCCGUGCUGUCAACGCUGUGGAUCAGGCAAGAGGUGCAUGCCCAUGGUCCAACCUGAUGGCCAUCCUUGAGCAGCGAAAUGGGGCUGACACAGAGCUGCUGGUGUUCGCCAUGACGUUGAUCAACAAGACGCUGGCCGCCCUCCCAGACCAAGACUCCUUCUACGACGUGACGGACUGUCUGGAGCAGCAGGGCAUGGAGAGGGUCGUGCAGCAGUAUUUAAGCAGCAAAGGCACCGACCUCGACCUUAAGCAGCAGUUUGUCCUCUAUGAAAGCGCACUGCGGCUGGAGGAUGGCGUGGAGGAGCCGCCAGCAGGCGGGCGCAAGGAGCGCAGGAAGACAGAUGAGGGGCGGCGUGGGUGGAGGGCACAAGGGGGAUGUGCUGAGCCUGAGCCUCUGCAGAGCCCAGGGAGCCCCGAGUCUCCAAAUGAGACCCCCAGCACCCUGAAGGAGCCUCCUAUUGAGCAUCCUGAUCUGAGCAUCCCUGUGGAACCCUGCCCCAAGAGCGUCUUCAGCAGCGCGUCCAGCCUGCGGCUCAGCCUGCCCAGCCCCCCAGCUGAGAAGGAGCCCCCCAGCGUGGGGGAGAGGAGUGUCUACAAAGCUCGCUUCUUGGAGAACCUGGCUGCUGCCCAGAAGGAGAAGAUGUCCGCCAUGGCCAAGGGACGGAUCGACAUCCUCAGCGAUGUUCCACCACUGGAGCAUCCCAUUGCUUGGGAUGGGGACAGCAGCAACCCUGAUUCCGGCACAGAACCACCUCACAUGAGGUCCCACGCAGGCCGGCAGGAUGUCUCCAACUCCUGCAGCACCAUCUCUGAUACCAGGUUCAUGCUGGACAUGCUCUAUGCCAAGGGCUCCUCAGAGGCAGGGAGGCAGAACAUCUUUUCUGAGGAGCCAUCAUUGUCAUCACGCCAAGGAGAGGUGGAGACGGACGCAGGGUCCAGCCAUGCCAAGGGACCUGGUAGUCAGGAACAAGAGAGUGCCCGGACCCACGGCAGGGCUCCAGACGGGCUGGUGGCAAGUGCCCAUGCCAAGCUGGCACGCGCUGCAUCCAGCAUCGAUGCCGAGAGCCACACGCAGAAGCUGGAGAGCACUGUCAUGAUGCCCGUCAAGAACGACACAGAGUUAUCGUGGGAGCGCCUGGAGGCUGGUCCUGUGCAACUGAAAAUCAAGGACCUGGACUUCACCGACCUGGGGGAGGAGGAGGACUUUGACGUUUUGGACUCAGGGCCCAUCACCAAUGGCUCCUUCCUUCCUGCCAGCAUCGAGGCAGCGAGCGCUGGAGUUCUCAUGGCUCCCCCUCCACUUCCUAUGGCCGGUUGCCCACCGCCUCCACCUCCUCCUCCAAUGGUCCCUGGUUGCCCACCUCCUCCACCUCCUCCCCCAGUUGUCCCUGGUUGCCCACCACCUCCACCUCCACCACCCAUGGUCCCUGGCUGCCCACCUCCCCCAGGGUUCUCAGGCCCCUCAGCCACGGACGGCCCUUCCCAAGCCAAGAAGAAGAGGACAGUGAAGCUCUUCUGGAAGGAGCUGAAGCAGCUGGAUGGCACUGUGGGGUCAGGCAGGUUUGGGCAGGCAACACUGUGGGCAUCCCUGCAAAACGUUGAGGUCAACACUGCAAAGCUGGAGCAUCUCUUCGAGUCCCGUGCAAAAGAGAUGCCAGCUUCCAAGAAAGUUACUGAUGGGAAGAAAGUGGUGGUGGUGCUGGAUCCCAAGAGGAGCAACGCCAUCAAUAUUGGCCUGACGGUGCUGCCACCUGUGCACAUCAUCAAGACAGCUGUGCUCAACUUUGAUGAGUUUGCAGUCAAUAAGGAAGGGAUUGAGAAAAUCUUGACUAUGGUCCCAACUGAGGAGGAGAAGCAGAAGAUCCAGGAGGCACAGCUGGCGAACCCCGAUGUCCCCCUGGGCUCUGCUGAACAGUUCCUACUCUCAUUGUCCUCCAUCAGUGACCUGACGGCCAGGCUCCAGCUCUGGGCCUUCAAGCUGGACUACGAGAGCCUGGAACAGGAAAUUGCAGAGCCGCUGUUUGAUCUGAAAGUGGGCAUGGAGCAGCUGGCCAGAAAUCACACCUUCAAGUGCAUCCUGGCCACACUGUUGGCCAUGGGCAACUUCCUGAAUGGCUCCCAGAGCAGAGGCUUUGAGCUGGGCUAUCUGGAGAAGGUGUCGGAGGUGAAGGACACGGUGCACCGGCAGUCCCUGCUCCACCACCUCUGCCAGAUGGUGGUGGAGAAGUUCCCAGAAACCACGGACCUCUACUCAGAGAUCGCAUCCAUCACACGAUCUGCCAAGGUUGACUUUGAUGAGUUGGCCAACAGCCUGGUGCAGCUGGAGCGGCGCUGCCGGGCCUCCUGGGACAACCUGAAGGUGAUUGCCAAGCACGAGGCCAAGCCAGUGCUGAAGAGCAAGCUGACCGACUUCCUCAAGGACAGUACCCAGCGCAUCGUCGUCUUGAAGGUGGUGCACCGGCGUGUCCUUAACAGGUUCCACUCCUUCCUGCUCUACCUGGGGUACCCGGCAAGUGCUGCACGGGACGUGAAGGUGAUGCCCAUCUGCAAGCUGCUGCGGGAGUUCGCCCUGGAGUACCGCACGUGCCGGGAGCGCGUCCUGCAGCAGCAGAAGAAGCGUGCAGCACACCGCGAGCGCAACAAGACGCGUGGACGGCUCAUCACAGAGACUGAGAAGUUCUCUGGGAUCGCCGAGGCAUCGCCACCCGCUGUGGUGUCAGCCAGCCCUGUGCAGCAGGAGCAGGCAGAGGAGGGCCAUGAGAGCAUGAAGAGCGUCCUGAGCUCGCCCACAGAUGUCCCUGCCCGCCGCAGUCGGGGUGGCCGCGGGAUGGGGCUCGCCACCCCCAGCCAGGGCUCCCCAGCCCAGGAGGAUGUCCCCAGCUCACCCGAUGAUGCCUCGGAUGAGAUCAUGGACCGCCUGGUGAAGUCAGUGACGCACAGUGCCAACCCCCGUCCCUGCCCCAGCCGCGAGCGCAGGAGGUCCCGCGGCAAUAGGAAGUCCUUGCGACGGACGCUGAAGAGCGGGCUGAGCGAUGAGCUGGUGCAGGCGCUGGGCUUGGGAAAGGCACCAGGCAUGGAGGUGUGAAGUGACCACCUGCAUCCCAUGGGGAAGGACACGGGGACGCUCUGCACCUUUGGUCUCACCUCCAGCUCCAGAGCACAAUGGGAGCAAUGCCCCAGAGCUGCUCUGUGGGGUCAGGAUGAAGGAUGAAGGAUGGAGGAUGGAGGAGCACAUGCUGUGGUGGAAGUCAGAGCAGUACUGGGAGGAGAGGGGCUGGACACAGACCCCCAGUGGGAGCUGGGUCUGGCUGCUGUGACAAUAAAGUGAUGUGAUGUGUGCUGCUGGCA
Coturnix japonica (Japanese quail) is the source of this 4091-nucleotide messenger RNA. It is a transcript of the gene FHOD1, whose product is annotated as formin homology 2 domain containing 1. Gene Ontology annotation, molecular function: actin filament binding. Lineage: Eukaryota; Metazoa; Chordata; Aves; Galliformes; Phasianidae. Gene Ontology annotation, biological process: cortical actin cytoskeleton organization. Gene Ontology annotation, cellular component: cytoplasm; cytoskeleton. The record is from RefSeq and is a predicted model, not a curated record.